GGUACAUAUGUUUAUUUACAUAGUUGAUCGGUCGUCCCGGCUGUCAGAUGUGUAGUGCUACCAGUGUGAGUUUGUGUGCGUGUUUUUGCGACAAAGUGAACAUAGGCAAAGGGCAUUGUAGCGGACAGCCGGAACGCGAUACGGGUAUCAUCAGCAUCAACAUAUCACCCCACUACGACGGUUUAUGAACGUUGAUCUGCUCCAACGAGCACUGUCUGGCGAGAUCUUGAUACGCUUAUCACCUGUGAGUGCAGUAAGUUGCCGGUCCUAUCAAACAUACAGUCCAGCAAGUCAUUGGGAGUAUCGAGAGACAAAUUGAACAAAAUGGCUAUGUUUGUUCUGCGAAAUUUCACCCGCAAUAUGGCCACGGCAGCUAAGAUUAAUAAUGUGGUCGUCAUUGGCGGUGGGCUGAUGGGUUCCGGUAUUGCCCAGGUUGCGGCCGCCACCGGACACAAUGUGACGCUAGUGGAGAUGAAUGAUGGACUCGUGGAGAAGGCCGUUGGAGGCAUUCGCAAAAGUCUGGAACGUGUGGCCAAGAAGCAGUUCAAGGAUGAUGCCGCCAAGGGGAAACAGUUUGUGGAAGGAACGUUGGCAAAAAUUAACGGCGCCACCAAGCCGGAAUCUGCCGUCCAGGGUGCGGAUCUCGUUGUGGAAGCGAUCGUCGAACGGAUGGAUGUGAAGCAUCAGCUGUUUACCAAGCUCGAUGAAGCUGCCCCCGCUCACACAAUCUUUGCCAGCAACACUUCCUCACUGUCGAUCGCGGAGAUCGGGUCGGUGACGAAGCGACAGGAUCGAUUCGGUGGACUACAUUUCUUCAACCCGGUCCCGGUUAUGAAGUUGCUCGAGAUCAUCCGCACUGACCAAACGUCCGAUGAAACGUUCCAGGCACUGCAGGGCUUCGGGCAGCAACUGGGAAAGGCCUGCAUUACCUGCAAGGAUACGCCCGGAUUCGUGGUAAACCGGUUGCUUGUUCCGUACAUGGCUGAAGCGGUCCGGUUGCUCGAACGUGGCGAUGCAUCGGCCCGGGACAUCGAUACGGCGAUGAAGCUUGGGGCUGGCUAUCCCAUGGGACCGAUCGAGCUGCUCGAUUAUGUUGGGCUGGACACGACCAAUAACAUUCUGCAGGGCUGGCACGAAAAGUUCCCAGACAACCCACUAUUUGUGCCGAUCAAAACGCUCCAGCAGCUAGUUAGCGAGGGCAAGCUGGGUGUUAAAAGUGGCGAAGGUUUCUAUUCGUACAAGAAGUGAGCACCGUGAUUAUUCACGCCGUCGCGAUUAAAUAAAAGCAUUCUACCUACUUAGCGCCAAUCA
Messenger RNA from Anopheles funestus (African malaria mosquito), 1311 nucleotides. RefSeq names its product hydroxyacyl-coenzyme A dehydrogenase, mitochondrial-like. Gene Ontology annotation, cellular component: mitochondrion. The transcript is spliced from 2 exons. Lineage: Eukaryota; Metazoa; Arthropoda; Insecta; Diptera; Culicidae. The record is from RefSeq and is a predicted model, not a curated record. The coding region runs from base 325 to 1248 and encodes 307 amino acids. Gene Ontology annotation, molecular function: NAD+ binding; (3S)-3-hydroxyacyl-CoA dehydrogenase (NAD+) activity. Gene Ontology annotation, biological process: fatty acid beta-oxidation.